Suncus etruscus (white-toothed pygmy shrew) is the source of this 1943-nucleotide messenger RNA. RefSeq names its product EYA transcriptional coactivator and phosphatase 4 (gene EYA4). Gene Ontology annotation, molecular function: protein tyrosine phosphatase activity. The record is from RefSeq and is a predicted model, not a curated record. Gene Ontology annotation, biological process: cell differentiation; positive regulation of DNA repair; multicellular organism development. The transcript has 19 exons. Bases 159 to 1943 code for a protein of 594 amino acids. NCBI's taxonomy places the organism in Eukaryota, Metazoa, Chordata, Mammalia, Eulipotyphla, Soricidae. Gene Ontology annotation, cellular component: nucleus.
GGAACGCCUGAGCGCCUGCCGAGCGCGGACCCGCGGCCGGGCGCACACUGCGCGCGAAACGACUUCGGGCGCCCGGACCACCCGAGUGCGAGAUUAUCUGUUACUGAUUGAAAGAAGCUGCUUCUACAAGAGAGUAGCAGAAGAGGUGAAGAAACCACAUGGAAGACCCCCAGGAUUUAAAUGAUCAAUCAGUAAAGAAAACGUGUACCGAAUCAGAUGUUUCAGAAUCUCAGAAUUCCAGGUCUAUGGAAAUGCAGGACCUAGCAAGUCCUCAGCCUUUGGUGGGCGGUGGUGAUACUCCUGGGAGCUCCAAAUUGGAGAAAACGAACCUCAGCAGCACGUCAGUCACCACAAACGGGACAGGAGGGGACAACAUGACUGUUUUAAAUACUGCAGACUGGUUGCUGAGUUGCAGCACCCCUUCUUCUGCAACAAUGUCUCUCCUUGCAGUCAAAACAGAGCCUUUGAACAGCAGUGAAACCACAACCACGACUGGAGAUGGAGCGCUUGACACAUUUACUGGGUCAGUAAUAACCAGUAGUGGCUACAGUCCCAGAUCAGCACAUCAAUAUUCCGCACAGCUGUAUCCUUCCAAGCCCUAUCCACACAUUCUUUCUACACCAGCAGCUCCAACUAUGUCUGCCUACGCAGGCCAGACUCAGUAUUCGGGGAUGCAGCAGCCAGCCGUCUACACUGCCUAUUCACAGACAGGACAGCCCUACAGUCUGCCUACUUACGACUUAGGUGUGAUGUUGCCAGGCAUUAAGACUGAGGGGGGACUUUCACAAACUCAGUCCCCAUUACAAAGUGGGUGCCUCAGUUACAGCCCAGGAUUCUCCACUCCACAGCCCGGCCAGACACCUUAUUCCUACCAGAUGCCAGGUUCUAGUUUUGCACCAUCCUCUACUAUUUACGCAAAUAAUUCAGUUUCCAAUUCAACAAAUUUCAGCAGUUCACAACAGGAUUAUCCAUCCUACACAGCCUUUGGCCAAAAUCAGUAUGCACAGUAUUACUCAGCAUCAACGUAUGGUGCAUAUAUGGCAUCUAAUAACACAGCUGAUGGCACAUCAUCCUCAACCUCAACCUACCAACUGCAGGAAUCUCUCCCCGGAUUGACCAGUCAACCAGGUACAGAUCUUCACCCAGGAGAGUUUGAUACUGUUCAGAGUCCCUCCACACCCAUCAAAGACCUUGAUGAGAGAACAUGUAGGAGUUCUGGAUCAAAGUCCCGAGGAAGAGGCCGGAAGAAUAAUCCCUCCCCACCUCCUGACAGUGACCUGGAGCGUGUAUUUGUCUGGGAUUUGGAUGAAACCAUCAUUGUUUUUCACUCAUUGCUUACAGGAUCUUAUGCCCAGAAGUACGGAAAGGAUCCCCCUAUGGCUGUAAAUCUUGGACUUCGAAUGGAGGAAAUGAUAUUUAAUCUUGCGGAUAUUCAUUUAUUUUUUAAUGAUUUAGAGGAAUGCGAUCAAGUUCAUAUAGAUGAUGUUUCUUCUGAUGAUAAUGGACAGGACUUAAGUACCUACAGUUUUGCAACUGAUGGCUUCCAUGCAGCUGCAAGUAGUGCAAACCUUUGUUUGCCAACAGGUGUGAGAGGAGGAGUUGACUGGAUGAGGAAGUUGGCUUUUCGUUACAGAAGAGUAAAAGAAUUAUACAACUCCUACAAAAACAAUGUCGGAGGUCUUCUUGGCCCUGCCAAGAGAGAUGCAUGGCUGCAGUUACGGGCAGAAAUUGAAGGUCUAACAGAUUCCUGGCUAACGAAUGCACUUAAAUCUUUAUCUAUCAUUAGUAAAAGGAGUAACUGCGUAAAUGUGUUGGUAACAACAACGCAACUGAUCCCAGCACUUGCGAAGGUUCUACUCUAUAGCUUAGGAGGUGCUUUUCCUAUUGAGAAUAUUUACAGUGCAACUAAAAUAGGGAUCGACAAGAACAAAUGGAGCCCUUAG